GUACAUGGUUCUAUUAAGAUUACAAAUUUAUAAUUAUUAAAUCAUAUUUAUAUAAACAUAAAUUAACUACUGUAUUUUGUUGAAUAUAAAAUAUGUUUUUAUUUUAAUGAAUUAUAAAUAUUUUAGUGUUAGUUGGUAGAAUUACGUCUAAAACACAUAUAUAUAUUUUAGGAUAUGUAUUUCUAAUACUCUAAAAACAUCAAAUAUUCUAAUAAAAUAGAUGAAAGCUAAAUAUUUAAAUUUUAGUGAAUAUAUAAGAUCAUAUAAGUAAAUAUUUUUUAUAUUUUUUAAAAUAUAAAUAAAAAGGAAUUCUCUUUAAAUUGAUAAAUUUAUAAAUUAAAUAUUAUUAUUUUUUUGAAAAAGGCUAUAAAUUAAAUAUUAUUAUAAUCCAAUAAAUAAUUUUAGAGUUUAAGUGUAUUAGUUAUAUGGUCUGCUGGUGAGUUCACUUUUUAGGUGACUCAUGGCUUAUUAUGGAAAAUUAUUUUCCUCCCAAUUUCAUGCACUUGCAAUGUUUUCAGUCAAAAGUUUUUCUUUUAAUCUGUUUAUGCUACUUCAAUGUCUAUGCUAACCACUAAAACGAAAAUAAAAGUUAACCAAAAAUUUUUGGUUAAAGAAGAUCCAAUUGGUUCACCUUAGCAUCAAACUGAUGUCUUACUUUUCAGCUAAAAAUAUUAAAUAAUGUUAAUUUUAACUAGUAUUUUAUAUAAAUUAUACUAUAUUCGAUUGAAUUUAACAAAUCAAGUAAGUUUUAAGAACAUUAUAAAUAUUUCUGAUGAUCUAACAAAAUAAAAAUCCUACAAACAAAAUUCAUUGAAUUAUGUGUGUAAUCUAGAUUCUUUUUCUUCAAAAUCUUAAAGUGUAAAUAAAUAUAGAAUCAUGAUGAUACUUUGUCUAGUCUAAAUAUGUUAUAUUAAUAGUGAUUAUAUUUUGAAAAAUAUUAAUAAAAAUUACACAACCUAAAACAUAUUAAAAUGUAUGUAUAAAUUAUAGUUAUAAGAGAUUUCAGACUAUUAAUAAAAGUAAUUUAUUGUACUAACAUAUCUAGUUUAAAUCUUUUUAUAAAAAUAAUACAUUUUACAAACAAAUCGUAUUAUUUAAAAUUAAUUUAAAUGAAUAUAUAAUCUGAUUUUUAUUAGUAAUAAACUAUUAGUAAAUUUUAAAUUAUGAUGCUAUUCUAUCGAAUUUAAUGUCAAAUAACAUCUACUAGACUAUGUUCUGUUUUUUGCACAAUUGAUGUUCAGGUUAUAGUGAUAAUUAUCAUAAAAUUAAUAACUAUAUGAUUUACACUAAAAGAAUAUUUUUAAAAUGAUUUAAUUUGGUUUUGGAAAAUAAUAUUUCAUGUUUCUGUAGUUAAUUUAGUUUGUGAUAUAUAAAAUAAAAACCUCAAUCAUGUUUACAAAACUAAGAUAUUCAUAAUAUCAUUAAAACAAAUAAAAAUUUACUGGAUUCUUUUUUAACCAUUUUUAACAUUUUUCUUGGUGAUAAAAAAUACAGACAAAGAAGAUGAAAUUGUUUUUGCAUGAAAAUAUUUUAAUACUUAUCGUUUUGGUUUUUAUAAAGAAUACAUAUCCCUGUUCUUUUUUAUUACCUUUUCUAUCAUUUUUGGUUUUCUAAGGAGCCGGUUUGGUUUCAAUAGUUUGGCGGUAUAUUUUUAAUAUAACUGAACCGAGAUAUGGCGGUACAUUUUUAAUAUAACUGAACCGGGAUAUACGCUCCUCAUAAAAACCAAAUACGAUAGAAAACGUAAUAGGAAAUUUAUAUUCAUGCAUUGUGUCAUUUAGAUGAUACAAGUUUGACCAUAUAAUUUUUUUUUGCCAAAAUUGGAAUGACUAUGGGUAGCCGACAAAAAAAAAAGAUUAGUUUUUAUUAUAUAAAGACUUCAUCAUAUCCUUCAUAUGCAUCACAUCCAUUUUUCUUGUGUCGUCUUCUUUUCAGGCUAGCUUUCCCUCUCCGAAGAGAACAGUUUAUCCUUUACAUCUUUUAUACGCUGUUUCGGUAAAUAUUUUUCAUAAAUUUGAUAUUAGAUUUCGUUUUUGAUUUUUUUUUUUUACAACGAAAUGCUACUCUGUGAUCUCUUUGUUUUGUGUGUAUGUUUGUUGACAUCUCCGUAUAAAAAAAGAUGAGUGAUUAUGGUGAUGGAAACUUCAUGGACAUGGUGUCGUCGAAUUGGGCUCCACCUCCUAGUACUAGCCUAAGUGACAAUGGUCUAAAUCCAAUCAGCGACAUCUUCCUUCAAACUAAUCAGUUUAAACAAAGACCCGGUCUGGUCGACAGAGUAGCUGCAAGAAUAGGACGUAAUAUUCCACCGAUCAGGACAGACAACUUGAGUCCAUUUGCUGUAUCCAAGAACCCAAAAACUGUUCCUUUUGGCAUCGAAAUCUCUCCCGGAUUGAGCUCAUCCGUAAUGUUGCAGUCUCCUUCACAGGUAAGUAACAAUGUAUUUAUAUGUAUCUGAUUGUUUUAUAAUACGUGAUUUGUUAUCAUAUGAUAGAUAUUUGAAUAUUAAAAUACUUAGGAAUAAUUACGUAUGUUUCCAUAUUUUUUUAUUUUAUAUUCUCUCUGUCCCAAUAUAUAUAUAUAUAUGUUCCACAUUAUGCAAAUGUUUUUAUUUUCUUUUGUCUAUGGCUAUAAAUAUUUUGUAACAGAUUUUGCUAUUGAUUAUAAUGCUUAAUUUUAAUUAACAUUUUUAUUAAAAAGUAAAGCAUGUAUGAGUUUAUAACUCCCGCAUAUUUAAUCAAACAUAUUAUAAAAUGGGACAGAGGGAGUGGUUACUUUUCACGGCCAAUACGAACUCUAUGUAUGAAUCAUAAAAUUAUAUUUUCUUUAGAUCUUUAAUCAGAAGAAAAAUCUCAAUUCGAAACGCUAACUGUUAUUGUCUUUGGUACCUUCUCUUGCCAGCUUAUCAAUCCGUAUUCAUUCCCCAAUGACGAGCCUCCAGAGACGGUGGAAAAUUCUGGUGACGACCAUGCAAAGACGAUGAUAUUCAACAACGAUGUUCCUUAUCAGCCGAUGCACUUUGAUCUGCCUCCUCAAGAAGGCUCAAAUGUUAUUCCAGCUUUGAUCCCAUCUCAUGAAUCUCAUGUUGAUCCCAUUGGUGUUCCUUUAGUCGCUUCUUUUGAAUCUGAAGUAGCUGAUGACACGGAUACCAUCAAGCUCAUGUCCCUGGAUGAUGAGAGCGAGAGCCAGGACGAGGAAGAAUCCAACGAAGAUGAAGAUACAGAUGAUCCAUCCAAAUUGGGGAGAAAGAGACGGAUAGAUGAAGAGGAAGAUGAUGACAUUGCUGAUGAACACGAAGUCAAACCUUCAUCUCCAAAGAGAAGGAAAUAUGAUGAGGUAUCAAACAUGAUGACAGCCCUAAGAACAAGCAACGUCAUGCUUCGUAUGGAGACUGAAGAAGACCAACCUAACGAUGAUUAUCGCUGGAGAAAAUACGGUCAGAAAAUUGUCAAAGGAAAUCCAAAUCCGAGGAGUUACUACAAAUGCUCACACAAAGGGUGCAAUGUGAAGAAGCACGUGGAGAGAGCAGCAGACGAUUUGAGAAUGUUGUUAGUCACAUAUUAUGGGAAACACGGGCACGCUGCACCACUUACACGCAGUAGCAGCAGUUCUGGUCCAAAGAAUCUUUCCCGUUCAUCAGUGCCCGCUCGUUUAGGAAGGCCGCCUUUUUCUUCCUCCUCGGCUGCUCAAGACAUGAGGCCUUUCCCUUAUCCUUCUGCUUCGGCCCCUCGAGACAUGAGGCGUUUCGGUUAUCCUUCUGCUUUGGCCCCUCAAGCCAUGAGGCCCUUCCCUUCUUCGUUGAACCCAGGAGUUGAUAUGACUCAUCUCUAUAAGACUGGACUCCCGAAGCUGCCGAGAUUACCGGUUAACCAGAAUCAUGGGUUUAUGGGCCAGAAUGCUGAACCAUGGGUUAACCAGAAUCAUGAGUUUAUGGGUCAGAAUGCUGAACCAUGGGUUAACCAGAAUCAUGGGUUUAUGGGCCAGAAUGAUGAACCAUGGGUUAACCAGAAUCAUGGGUUUAUGGGCCAGAAUGAUGAACCAUGGGUUAACCAGAACCAUGGGUGUAUGGGCCAGAAUGAUGAAGCAUGGGUUAACCAGAACCAUGGGUUUAUGGGUCAGAAUGAUGAACCAUGGCUUAACCAAAACCAUGGGUUUAUGGGUCAGAAUGAUGAACCAUGGGUUAACCAGAACCAUGUGUUUAUGGGUCAGAAUGAUGAACCGAAGACUGAUCAUGUGAUACCGGAUGGUACAGAGGUCUACAAGGGGCUCAUGGAGCGUAUGUUGGCUAACUUGGGUGUUAAACGUUAGAUUGUUAACCUUUAACAAAUCAGAGAAAAAACUUUAUAUGUAGACCUUUCUUUUAAUCCUUUUUCAGCAUUGAUAAAACAAUAAUAUGCAAGAUAUGCAAAAACUUGUACUGAUCAGCUUAACUAUUAUUUGUAAUGCAUAUUACUCUUUGAGUUUAUCUAUUUAAUUUAUAAUCCAGAUAAACCAUAUGAAUCAAACAGUGGAUCCUUACUCUUUAAUUAAUCUCUAGACAUUGUUUGCAAAUUGAUUUCACUUGCACUCUCAUGGUUAAAUGUGAUGGUUAAAUGUGACAUGUACAAUUAUAUCUAAUGAUGAUUUAUAUUUUUGAUAAACUUUUAGAAUAUGGUAAUAAAUUAUAUAUCAUCAUUAAUGUAAAUUUAUUCAAAUUUGAUAUUAAAUAAUAUAAUAAUUGAAAUAUAAUCAUAUUUUACAAAUCUCAAAACGUCAUUUAGUUCUUUUUUUUUGUCAUCAACUUAAACAAACUCAAACAGACUCUAAAAACCAUGUUGGGGGCUCUACAUCCAUGUGAACGACAAAAGACGGAUGUCUAGCACUGCGUGCAAGACUAUCUGCCUUAAUAUUUUGCGUCUUUGGUACAUGAAUAAUUUAUGAGUUAAGAAAACUCUCAUUGAGGAUAUUGAUAUCUUCCAAAUAAUUAUUUUUUAUCUUCCAAAAUUCUAUUUUUAUAACUAUACAAUUUUAUUACAAAAACAUUAUUAAAAAUUAUAAUCAUAAUAUCAUUAGUUUUUUAUAUAUCUAGAUUUUUUUAGAAAUAUGGUUUAUUUGUUUUUUUAUAAUUAUACAAUUUUUAUAUCAACAAUAUUUUCCUUAAUUUUAUACAAAUUGAUUUAAUAUGUUUUAACUAAAAUAAAUAGAUAAAAAAUAUAUUCUAAGAUUAUAAAAUUUGAGAAAUUCCCUAUGAUAGUCAUUUUAAAGUUUUGUCACAAAAAUAUCAUUCAAUGAAAAAAAUCACCAAAAUAAGUUUUAUUAAAGAGUAAAA
This is a messenger RNA of Brassica napus (rape), 5305 nucleotides long. RefSeq names its product probable WRKY transcription factor 10. Lineage: Eukaryota; Viridiplantae; Streptophyta; Magnoliopsida; Brassicales; Brassicaceae. Gene Ontology annotation, molecular function: sequence-specific DNA binding; DNA-binding transcription factor activity. The transcript is spliced from 4 exons. The record is from RefSeq and is a predicted model, not a curated record. The coding region runs from base 2977 to 4305 and encodes 442 amino acids. Gene Ontology annotation, biological process: regulation of DNA-templated transcription.